Molecule: messenger RNA, 1881 nt
Organism: Carya illinoinensis
Lineage: Eukaryota; Viridiplantae; Streptophyta; Magnoliopsida; Fagales; Juglandaceae
Product: arogenate dehydratase 1-like
Exons: 1
Coding region: 191-1480 (429 amino acids)
Biological process (GO): L-phenylalanine biosynthetic process
Cellular component (GO): chloroplast; cytoplasm
Molecular function (GO): prephenate dehydratase activity; arogenate dehydratase activity
Source: RefSeq, a predicted model, not a curated record
ACCCCCACACAGCCCUGUAUUUUCUCAGCUUGACGUUUCUCAGUUCAGAGAACACCAAGCUUUCAGUUUCCUCUUCCUUACCUUAUCUUUAGCUUUCACUUUCUCUCUCACCUACCAUUACUCUAUUUUUCUUUCUUUUUGUUUUCUCUUCAUCUUCUCUGUUUUUGUGCAUACAAAAUUCACACACACUAUGCAGGCUAUAGUUCCAACCCCACCUCAUAAUCUUAAGUGCUUUACCGGCACUACUCCUCCGCCGCUCGCCCGUGUGGGACGUCUCGUUGUCCAGAGCGUUUACCGCUCCGAUUCCGUGCACUUUUCCAACGGUGUUGGCUCGAGUCGAGCAGACUGGCAGAGCUCCUGUGCCAUCCUCUCCAGCAAGGUCGUUUCCCAGCAGCAGCCCAAUGAGAAGCCUGGCGCUGGUGCCGCCGGAUCCGGCGGUGCAGACCAUGUUGCUGCAGUAAAUGGCCACAAGACUACCAUUGACCUCAGUCUCGUCCCCAUCGAUACCGCCGAUAAAGAUAACAACAAACCGCAGCCGAAGGCUCUCACCAUAACCGAUCUUUCCCCAGCACCCAUGCACGGUUCGCAGCUCCGCGUGGCUUACCAAGGCGUUCCCGGUGCUUACUCCGAAGCUGCUGCUGGAAAAGCGUACCCGAAGUGUGAGGCCAUCCCUUGCGACCAGUUCGAAGUGGCUUUCCAAGCCGUGGAGCUGUGGAUCGCCGAUCGCGCUGUUCUCCCCGUCGAGAACUCCCUCGGCGGCUCGAUCCACCGCAACUACGAUCUCCUACUCCGCCACAGGCUACACAUAGUCGGCGAGGUCCAGUUACCGGUCCACCACUGCCUCUUGGCCCUACCGGGGGUUCGGAAAGAGUACUUGACCCGAGUGAUUUCCCACCCGCAGGCUCUCGCCCAGUGCGAGCUGACUCUUACCAAACUUGGCCUCAACGUUGCGCGUGAAGCAGUGGACGACACAGCAGGGGCAGCUGAGUUCGUCGCAGCAAACAACCUGCGCGAUACGGCUGCGAUCGCUAGCGCACGCGCCGCCGAUUUGUACGGCAUGAACAUUCUGGCAGACGGGAUCCAGGACGACUCGAGCAACGUGACCCGUUUCGUGAUGCUGGCCCGAGAGCCGAUAAUUCCCAGGACGGAUCGGCCAUUCAAGACGAGCAUUGUGUUCGCUCACGACAAGGGGACGUCGGUUCUGUUUAAGGUGCUGUCGGCGUUUGCUUUCAGGAACAUAAGCCUAACGAAGAUCGAGUCGAGGCCGCACAGGAACCGCCCGAUCCGGUUGGUGGACGACGAGAACGAGGGGACAGCGAAGCAUUUCGAGUACAUGUUCUAUGUGGACUUCGAGGCUUCAAUGGCGGAAGUAAGAGCACAGAACGCUCUGGCGGAGGUGCAGGAAUUCACCUCCUUCUUGAGGGUGCUGGGCAGCUAUCCCAUGGACAUGACGCCUUGGUGCCCCUCCCGGGGAGAUUAGCAAAAUCCAUCCCAAACAAAUAAUAAUUAAAAAAAAAAAAGAAAAAAAAAAAGACAGCAUAUAUUCCAAUCAUUUUACUUUAUUUUUUUAUUAUCAUUUUUCUUUUCUAUUUUCCCGAGAAAAAAAAAAUCUUAAAUUGUAUUGAUGGAUGGAGAAGCAAAGCAAGAAGAAAUGAAGGGACUGUUUGGUGGGGUAGAAAAAGAAAUCAAUGUAUGUAUGAAAGAAUGAAUGUAAGUAGGCCAUCGUGAUGAGAAAAUGCCACUAAAUUUUGUGGUGGUUAUGUGUAAGUGUCAAUACCCUCCACCCAAUCAUUUGUUUGUAUGUUAAAUGUUUGGGGAAUUUCCAAAAAAAAUAGAAUUGAAUUUCAAAAAUAGAAAAAAUGAUCGAUAUUAUAUUUGCAA